UGACCUUGCUACACGUCUAUCCUGCUGGGUAAUGUAGAGUAAAGAGGACUCAUGUAGCGUCGAUAAGAGUAGAGGCUGGAUGGACAGCCAUCUACUCGAGAGAUCCUGAAGUUCUACAGCUACAGAUAAAACUUUUUGAGCAUACAUACGUACGUAUCGUCGUUGCAUACAUGCACAAACUACUGUCUGUGUAUACAUGCUUAACGGGGUUCGAUCAAUGAGGCAAUAUACGGAGGUGGGUAUGGUGGAAAAGAUUGGCAUGGAAGAAGUGAAGUUACAAGCAUAGAGCAAACACAUCUAUCGUAUGCGGUGCACUGAAAUAGUGAUGCGGUAUCGAAUGCCGGACGAUGAUUAACGAUUGACAAAGGUGUUUGGCAUACCGGGAACGCGCCCGGGACUUGGUGACCACUGACCAGAAAGGAUAAAGGAUAUUACAGAAGUGGAAUUCAUGUGAUUCAUCCGUAUUUGCAAUGCUCGCCCUGGUUAUUCGUGUAAUUUUUGUAAUCGCCGACUUGACCAUUGUCUCAACUGUCUAUCAGGACUCGUCGUCGUCGUUGGUAGACACGAGUGUUCGAUCGAAUUCCGUAAUAAUUGGUAAAUGCUGUGAGCCCAAUGAAUUGAUGCUAGAUGGUAGAUGUACCCUAGCAAAGGAAGCGCAUCACGCAACCAAACUUUGGAAGCCAAAGUUCACCGACGAACAAGGCCACCCUCUGGCAGUGGAACCUGAGUUUGAAUUAAGAAUUGGUCUGCCACGAUGUAAAAACAAUGAGAAACAAUGGGACAUCUAUCAUGUUCCCGAUACCAGCAUAGACUUGCUCAUGAUACUACCCUCGGGGAAACUCCGCCAUUGCAUAGAGUGCGACGUCGUCGACUUGGAUAAAAUAGCAGAGGUCAAGGGUCAAGAUAAUGGGAACAACAGAAUCUACUACGACUAUGACUUUGGGACCUACUGUACGGAUGAGAUAAUAUUGAGUAAUGACGAGACACCAAAAUUCUAUGCACGUGUCUGUCUGCCGUCGAACCAACGUAUCAUGCAGCCGGAUUACAUGAUGAGGCGUGUAAUAGACCCUGCGUUUCGAGCAAUCUCUAUUGUCUGUUAUCUAAUUGUCGCUGUUGUUUACUUUGUGUUACCCCAACUACGCAACUUGAUUGGAAAUAUCAUAACAAGCAUGACCAUGUGUCUCAUAACCAGUCAGUGUGCAGAUAUGGUUAGAAUUUUCACUGAAUUUAGCAAUCACGUCAGCUUUCUUGUAGCAGAUGCCAUAACAUACAUAUCCCUGCUCUCUGCAUUUUUCUGGCUCAACAUUCUAGGAUACUACAUUUGGAAGACCUUCAGAUCACGCAAUGUUUUUUUGCGGGUGACCGAUGGUAGAAAAUAUUGCUAUUACUCCAUUUACGUGUGGUGCUCAACUGCGGGUAUGGGGGCUAUGGCUAUAUUUGCCCACUUUGUAUUGGAUACAAACAAGCCUACCAUUGACAACGUACCCUAUGUUCCCCAAGAGACAAUAGGAUGGCUGGGCGUUGCUGUGUUCUUUACGCCUGUUGCAUUUACCAUCCUUUUGAAUUUAUGGUUUGUUAUAACAACUAUGAAGUCUAUUAAGCGAUUGAAUACAUAUGGCAGGAUUCACCAUAAAAUGAAAUAUAGUUUCAGAAUGUUUGUAUUUUUAUUCAUCAUUAUGGCAGUAUCUUGGUUUUUUACUCUGCUCUCCUGGAUGAGAUAUGAACUCAUUUAUUGCUACAUCGUAGUUAAUUUAUUACAAGCAGUUCUAAUUCUUUAUGUAUGCGUGUUCGGUCAAAGGCGAGUCACUUUUUUAUUGAGAAAAACGUGCAACUGUUGCAGCCCGAAUGAGACUAGCCAGGGUCUCGAUUGGGGGGAAGAAAUGACAGCCAUCAAUGUGGGUUAAAGGUAUCAGAGGUAACGGAUCUCAUUAAAAUAUUGUUUAAAUAACCUACAUUCCACCACGGAACCCUCUUGUGAACAAAACACGAAAAAGACACGCAACAUCGAUACCUAUAUCACAAACGAUCCUAUCAUUGACAAUUGGGAAGGAAUAUUUUCCAUGCAUUUAAAAAAAGACGUAUGUUUUGUAAACUACAGUAUUCAUUUUACAUUUAAGUCUAGGAAUAAGUCCAAUUGGAUUGUGAAUGAAUUUUUUUUAUAAUCAUACCGCAGUGACGUACUUACUAUUUUAUUUUUUCUAUUCCUAAUUUCAACAAUAGGAAACGGAUGUAAUAGAAUCCAAAUGCUCCUGACAUUCAACGAGAUCAGUUGACUGAGAUAUUUUAUCAUAUUUUGCCAAACACCCCAUAUUUUUCAAAGUUGAUAAAACUUGUCAUGUAGCAUGAGGCUUGACUAGACCAAAAGUAACUGUGUACCGUCCACAGUGCCUUCAUUUUCAGAGUAGUUGAGAAAAUUUACAAUCUCGAAUUUUUAUACACAUUCGAAUCUAUCGAUUAAUAUGAAUAAAGGUUUCUCAUAACAAUUA
Messenger RNA from Athalia rosae (coleseed sawfly), 2486 nucleotides. RefSeq names its product probable G-protein coupled receptor Mth-like 5 (gene mthl5). The record is from RefSeq and is a predicted model, not a curated record. Gene Ontology annotation, molecular function: transmembrane signaling receptor activity. Gene Ontology annotation, biological process: cell surface receptor signaling pathway. Gene Ontology annotation, cellular component: membrane. Bases 471 to 1904 code for a protein of 477 amino acids. Lineage: Eukaryota; Metazoa; Arthropoda; Insecta; Hymenoptera; Athaliidae. The transcript is spliced from 2 exons.